Molecule: messenger RNA, 3846 nt
Organism: Neospora caninum
Lineage: Eukaryota; Apicomplexa; Conoidasida; Eucoccidiorida; Sarcocystidae
Exons: 2
Coding region: 1-3846 (1281 amino acids)
Source: RefSeq, a predicted model, not a curated record
AUGGAAUAUGACAUAAACGAAAAACACGCCAAUUGCCUGGCGACGGGGUUGCCGCCUUAUGGACAAGCAUCAUCGAACGGAGCCCCGCUGCUGUUGAGCAGAAGUUAUUAUGCCUUUCCUAUUUCCAACAGUGUGGUGUCCCCCGCCUUGAGAUCCUUAUCAGUUUCCGGAAGCUACCGGAGACCGCAGAACAGAUGGUCUGCGUGCUUCUGUGGUCGCUACAUUCCUCUCUUCAAAACAACAACGCACCUCUUUGACAGGGGGACAGAUCAAAAGAGAAAUGCUGUGCGUCUAUGGGGUAUCUCAAAUUGGCUCGUCGGCAGUAACGCGGCACCUGUCCGAUUGCCUUGGCCCUGCAUGAUUAGACUACAUUCGUCGAAACCCUAUCAAGGCGAGGGCCAAGGAGACCGGAAAAAAGUCGUUAUGACACACAGUUUCCCCCUGCGGACCACCGAUAAAGUCUCACAUCUAAGCACCGCUUUUGUUCUGUCGAGUAGCAAACAAAGGGGGGGAGGACAAACAGAAGACCGUGGUGAAGUUUCACCUGUACUGUUAGACAAUGAGCGCAUCCCACCGUUGUGUGAAACCGGUCCCUGUCCCGGUGGCCGUGGAGAACAACCCAGCGCCGAGAAGAUGUACUUGAUGAAGGACCGUCUUGGUCACGUUUUCGGUGACAUUAUGAAACUGAAGUUGGCGAAUUCUUCUCGCCCUCUCGGGAGACACAGAAUGCCCAACUCGCGAUCGAACGAGGUGAACGGGACUUCCGAAACGUCAGUGAGGGUGCGCCCUAAAACGGAGAGAAAAAAGAAGAUUGUUUUGACGACGAGUAUUCUUGGUCACUGUACACCCGUGCUCAACCAAGCCCCUAGAGAAGAUGCCCUGGCCCUCUCCGACCAGCUGGUUGCCCGCCUGGUCGCAAACGAGGUGAUCAAAACUACUGUGACAAACGCCCGAAGCAGGAUUGCGAAGCGGUCUCAAGGAGGAAUGGAUACACGGGAAAAACUUGUUUCCUGCUCAGGUGCUCAAUGCCUCCAGAAAACGCUCGCAAACGGAACUUGCGCCAUCAACCAGCGAACGAAUGAAGAAAUGCGUCGCGAUUACUUUUCCCGUCGCAGAGUGCAUUCUCGUCCAAACUUUCAAGAACAUGGGAAAAACCACUGGUCAGUGACGGUUCGGAUGGGAUCCCGAGCCGCGGUCGGACAUCAGCGUAGCGAGGUCCAUGAUUACCCCAUAAAAGCAGUCACUUCUCCAGUCGCAUUCACUCACCGGAUGCCCGUUCGAGAGAGGGCCACAACUGUAUACCUGGAGAGUGAAGAGCUUGAAAAUUUACCGCAGACCGAGACAGCGGCGCCAUCAGCGAGACGACUGGAAGCCUCGUGCAGCUGCGAAUGCCAUGUGUUACCUCGUCCGUAUCGAGAUGGCAUGCACACAGGACAGUGUGCACAGGUGGAAAGAGGAGACUGUGGAUUGCUAAUGAACACUGAACGGAAGACCUCUUCAGAGGCGGGGUCGGAAGAAGGUAGUUGGAGAGGCGGAUUGGUGUCAGCGGAUGGUCAAGAUAUCCUGGACGUAUGGCCUAAAGAGAGAGAUCCAGCUUUGGAGAAGGGGCUGUCGGUAGAGAGCAGGAAAGAACACGAUGAAACGUGCUUAGAAAACAGAGAGCAACUGGACAGCGAUGAGAGUCUUCGCGAGUCUCGGAGCACACUGCAAUAUUCCCAUCAGUUCGGGAUCCCGACAUCAUAUCUUGUUGAAGAAUUGCGAACACUGAACCGUCUGGCGAGCUUCCUCACGGCCUACAGAGCCAUCCACGGGAGGUUAGAAAGGAGGACGCCACCACUGGUGUUGGCUUCGAAGGAGGCUAAGUCUGUCGUGGUAAGACUGAUCAACGGUGACACGUGGUGUCAUUCAUGUAAUCGACCAGCCAGAAAGUUUAAUUCCCAUCGUGCAAGUGCCAGGAAUCAGUGGACGAAGAGGAAAGACCUCUAUCACAGAACUGACGGUAACUUCACGCUGCUUGCAGCCCGACAAGAGGGGCCACCAGACUCGAGAGCACGGCUACACUGCCAGACAGUAACAACCUGUUUUCCUGGGACGGCGAGGGCUUCUGCUUGGAUCGUAACACCGUUUCCAGGAAUAAAUACGAGAGUCCCAUCUGUCGCUCCCCGUGCACCAGAUGGUGCAGAAACUUCUGCGGUAAUCACUGCACAGCCCGAUGGAGAUAAGUCCUGUCCGCCGGUCCAAGACUCCAGGAAGAAGCAACGUAUUAAAAGCCCUGCACUAUCACCGUUUCCAGAGCCGAACCGUUUUCAGCCUGUGCGAAGAUCGAAUAGUGUGGAGGUUUCCGUGGCAGGAGCUCGACGCCCGACCUCCGAGUGGACAGCAGAAUUCAGCCGCGAGGUGGAAUCCGGCGCGACUCAGGCCGAAAACCAACUUCAUAGAUCGACGGAGAACAUCAGCAGAAAGGAACAGGACCACGUUGAGUCGGUCGCGAGUCUGCUUGAGGGAUCUUCGCUGGAAACAAGUUCAAGCGAAAUAAAUUUGUCGAGAGUGACCCACCGGCUGACUGCGUUGUCAAAAGAGGAACUGCUGUCUCCCCAUUGUAAAGCGGUGCCUAAGGACGGCAGCGGAGCUCCUGGAACGGUCAGGUUAAAUGUGUCUGGGGCGACCACUGCAGAAACAGACGGGCAGAUGCCUACCGGUAACGUGCCGGAAAGCACUCUUGUGCGUCACCGUCCUGCUUCAGUUUCCCACAUCCACAGUUUCGACGAGGCACGGACACUGGGUCCGGACCCACAGUCUUUCAUAAAUGCAAACCGUGGCCACCUGACACCAGCGGUACUAAGGAAAGGGGAGAUUCGGUAUGCCCACGAAGUGUUUUUCUCGUCUGAGUGGCCUUCUUCCACAGUCGACGCACUCGAUUUCGUGAAUCUGGCUUCGACAUCGACCCGAGCAGCAGGUAUGAAAUCAAGGGCGCCAACCCGUGGAGCUGAAUUUCCGCCCCCGCUGCCAGGCAACUCCGCCGCCACUCGUUCUGUUAGGGGACCGCAAUCACGGGCUGAAGCGCCUGGAUCAACUCGAAGUCGCGGGGCAGCCGUGACGCGAGACUUCCCCAGGGCGAGAGGACCUCCACAGCGUUCGGGCUCGGAUUUCGCUUUGAACAACCUGUGGCCAUGUCCUGGUCGUCUGCCGCAUUCUUACCGGGGCGACACGGUGCCUCGUACAUACUCACCGCAGAGGGGUGUUCCGGGCAAUAUCCUCUGCGAAGAUCGGUGUCGACUCUCCAUAAGCGGACGGGAUACGCUCGACAGCGACUCGAGCAGGCACUCCACGGGAGGCACGGGGUCGCGCGACAGCCAACACAGGAGACGGCUGUGUUCCUUAUCUGCGCGUUCCCUGUUUGAUAGUCACCCGAUAGGCAACGGAAAGCUUUCUUUACAUGGCCGCUCAUCGGUCUCGGAAACGGCAUCGUUAGUGGCUGGGGGCACCGCAAGACCAGAGUCCUCUGGAAAAAACUCCGUUGGAGUUGGUUCUUGCACUGAGCUCGGCACACUUGAUAACCGGACACUGGACAUCAGAUAUGGGCUGAGAGAACCUCCUCGGAGACACUUGCGCACUACAGGCACUGAACGGCGACAGAGUGUUUUCGAGAGACUCUACAGUUUGCGCAAAAAACCUUUGAUUGGAGCAGGACUCUCCCCGCAAAUGCUUCGAGCGGAUAGUCGAGUAGGUGGUGCUGGGAAGCAAAGGUUCAGCUCUGUGUCGUAUCGAAAGAGGGGUUCGCGCCCGCGUCUCAGGCGGGACUCCCACACAGACCAACUCCACCGAUAUCCGACACCAUGUAGGUAG